Molecule: messenger RNA, 502 nt
Organism: Ilex paraguariensis (yerba mate)
Lineage: Eukaryota; Viridiplantae; Streptophyta; Magnoliopsida; Aquifoliales; Aquifoliaceae
Source: the annotation of a GenBank genome assembly
AUGCCAGCAGCAACUUCGCCUACUCUUGAACGGUCCAGCCUCCAUUUACAUUCGCUUGAGAAAAUCUCUGGCUUACCAGUAAUCAGCUCAACAAUUAAUCUCACUCAAGGAAUCUAUGGAAGAGUAAAAGAAUCGACAGCUGCUUCCAAAGUAAUUUUUGAGUUAGCUGAACACUCUGUUCAGAAAGCUGCGCAAUUAGCCGAACCGGUUGCCAUGACUUUGGAAAAACCUAUCAAAUUAGCUGAUUCCGUUGUUUGCAGUACCAUAGAUAUUGUAGGAAAUCAAAUAGAAAAAGCAAGAGAAGCUCCUCAAAAGCUCACAAAUGUCAUAACGUCACCGGUAAAACCUGCGAUGAAUUAUGUAAAAGAAGUAGGCAGCUAUGGUGUUCAGACAGUUGGUUAUUUGUACAGUAAAUUGGGAUCUCCACGAACACAGUCAGAGAAGCAGACGGAGACGGAGCCUGAAUGCGAAAGUGAGAAAAUAAAUGAACCGGAAAAGCAGG